AUGGAUUUGAAUAAUAUUAAGAAGUUAUUGCUUUUCCCUAGAACAAGUGAUGACUACCUUGCUGGAAUAGAUGGUUUUCUUCAGUUUGCAUAUAGGGAAAAGAGUCUUGAAGAUAAGAUCCGAUGCCCAUGUAAGAAGUGUGUAAACAAGUGGUUAUUAAGGCGGGAUGAAGUGUAUGAUCAUUUAGUAUGUCAUGGAAUGUUACUUGGAUAUAGUCCUUGGGGUUGUCAUGGUGAAACUGCAUCCUUCAUCUCUGCCAACAGCAGGGGAACACAGUCACAAAGUAGAGGGAUGGAUUGUAACAUGCGCCAACUAGUACAAGAUGCUUUUGGGAACACAAAUAAUGAUCCUCUAGUGAAUGAAUAUGAUGCACAAAAUUCUUUAAACAGUGGGCCAGACCAUGAAACAAAAACGUUCUAUGACUUGCUCCGAGAUGCUCAUGACCCUUUGUGGGAAGGGUGUGAACUUACAAGGCUUUCAUUUCUAGUUCUCUUGUUCCACAUAAAAUCAGUUAACAAGUGGAGUAAUAAAUCAUUAAAUGAUUUGCUUGCAAUCUUGCAACAAGCAAUUCCAAAUGGUAAGAAUUUACCUAGAACAUUUGCUGAAGCGAAGAAGAUAAUAGGAAAGCUUGGACUUAAUUAUGUCAAAAUUCAUGUUUGUCCAAAUAACUGCCAACUUUAUAGGAAAGAUAAGGCAAACGAUGACUUUUGCUCAAAAUGUGGUACUUCAAGGUGGAAAAACAAAGAAGAUAAAACAACCUUAACAAAGAAGGAAAGGAGAAGGGCAACACCAAGGAAAGUGUUACGGUACUUCCCAAUUAAGCCAAGACUUAAAAGAUUAUUUAUGCACAAGGAAACAGCAAUAACAUUAAGAUGGCAUGAUGAGGGUCGUACAAAGGAUGGUGUGUUGCGUCAUCCAGCUGACUCAGAGGCUUGGAAGUCCAUUGACCUUAGGAAUCCGCAGUUUGCAUCGGAUUCUCGAAACAUCAGGUUUGCAAUGGCUAGUGAUGGAUUUAAUCCAUUUGGGACAUUGAGUUCAACUUAUAGUUGUUGGCCAGUUGUCUUGAUUCCAUAUAACCUUCCUCCAUGGUUAUGCAUGAAAGCAUCUUCUAUUAUUCUUGCACUAAUAAUUCCUGGUCCAUCUUACCCUGGAAAGGAGUUUCAUGUAUUUAUGGAACCAGUUUAUGAAGAGUUAUUUGAUUUAUUUGAGGUUGGAACUCCUACAUAUGAUGCAUCUCGAAAUGAGAUGUUUCAGCUUCGUGCUACAGUACUGUUCACAGUUAGUGACUAUCCUGGGAUUGGAAUCUUUGCGGGAUAUAGUGUCAAUGGUGAAUUUGCUUGUAUUUCGUGUCGUGAAGAAACAUGCUCUAAACGUUUGAAACAUGGACACAAGUAUUGUUUCAUGGGACAUCGUCGAUUUCUUCCUCCGGACCAUGAAAUGCGAUAUAAUGAAAAUUCUUUUGAUGGAACUGAAGAACAUAGACUAGAACCCCUUGCUUAUUCUGAAACAUCAGUUUUACAAAAGAUUGAGACAAUUAAUAAUUUUGAGAAGUCAAAAACAUGGAAAUGCCUUAGUGGUUUAUUUUCGUUGCCUUACUGGGACUUGAAUUUACUCCAUCAUAAUCUCGAUGUAAUGCAUAUUGAGAAGAAUGUGUGUGAUAACAUAUAUGGGACAUUGUUAGGACUGGAAGGCAAAUCAAAGGAUAAUUUACAAGCACGCUUAGACCUACAAGAAAUGAAUAUAAGGCCAGAUUUGCAUCCCAUAAGAAAAGCAAAUAAUAAGUAUUAUUUGCCUCCUGCUUCGUAUACAAUGUCUAAACGGGAGAAACAACAAUUUUGCAAAGUUCUCCAUGAUAUUAAGGUUCCAGAUGGAUAUGCAGGAAACAUCUCAAAAUGUAUAAAUGUUACUCAAGGGAAAAUUUCAGAGAACUAA
Molecule: messenger RNA, 1932 nt
Organism: Oryza brachyantha (malo sina)
Lineage: Eukaryota; Viridiplantae; Streptophyta; Magnoliopsida; Poales; Poaceae
Exons: 2
Coding region: 1-1932 (643 amino acids)
Source: RefSeq, a predicted model, not a curated record